CAGCAGGAGCGGGCGGGUGGCGGAGACGGUGACGCGCUGCGCUCUUGAAAUUUCGCUUUCGUUCACUCGCGUUUAUUAGUCGGCCGCGCGCGCUCCGGUAAGCAUGUGUCUCGCGUGACGCGCUGCGACUCUCCGACGCUCCAUUUCAUUUCGCUAGAGAUGGCGCCACGCCGGCAAGGCUCCGGUGGCGAGCGUGAGGCCGAUGAAGUCCGCGGCUGCUGCGUCCCCGGCGAGUGCCUGCGCCCCCGCGAGUCCGUGCGAGUCGAGGAUGCCGUGCGCCUCAUCUGCAACAACGAGGCGUGCACCGCCGGCCGCUACAUGCACCGCGACUGCUUCGAGCAGUGGGAGGCCAGCGUGUUGGCUUAUCUCAAAUCAUGCGGCCGCGCGCGCUCCUGGUCAGAGAGACAGAGGCUCCAGAAUUUAUGGACAAAGAAGGGUUACGAUUUGGCAUUCAAGGCGUGCGGCUGCCGGUGCGGGCGCGGGCACUUGAAGAAAGACCUGGACUGGCUGCCGCCGGGGGCCGCGGCGCGGGCCGAGGAGGAGAAGAAGCGGCGCCGGCGGACGCGCUCGGGGCGCGGCGCGGCCGUGGGCGACGGGCGCUCGCGGGCCUUCAGCCUGUCCAGCUCGGGCUCCUGCUCGCCGCCCUCGGCGCCCUCGGAGCCCUCCACCAGCCCCACGCACGCCUCCACGCCCGCCAAGCGCAGCUCCAAGACCGAGAUCGUGUCCGACCGAGUCAGAGCUGGAGCUGGCGCGAACGGCAUCUUCUCCCGGCGACUGGACUUCUCCACUUUCAACCUUCUGCCCAAGCAUAAAGUCAACUCUUAUCAAAUCAAGAUCGAGGACGAGGGUAACCAUGGCAACGACGAGACCCGCCUCUUCAUCCUGUCCACGCUGGCGGGGCAGCACAAGCCGCGCGUCUCCUGCGCCCUGUGUGACGACACUCUGGACGUGUUCGACCGCUACCCGCUGGUGGAUGGGACGUUCUUCCUCAGCCCGCGCCAGCACACCAGCGCCGCUGUCGAGGUGAAAGUGGAGGGUCGCACGCAGUACCUGACGUGCGUGUGCAUGGGCUGCCUGGAGCGCUGCGAGCCGGAGCGCACCAUCCGCUGCCGGUUCUGCGGCGUCAAGUGGGACGGCUCCUCGCUCGUGCUCGGCACCAUGUACUCCUACGACAUCUUCAUGGCCACCCCGUGCUGCGCCGACCGACUCAAGUGCAACACGUGCUACAAGCCGCUGCUCCACCCGCAACAGCGGCUGAACUACUCGGACUACUCGCACCCGGUGACGUGCCCGCACUGCCGCGUGCUCGACACGCACUUCGUGAAGCCGCUGCCCUACUGCUUCACCAAGCGGGCCUUCCCGCUGUUCCAGCAGUGGCCAUAACAGUCGGCGGUGCCGGGCUUGUCCCCCGGCACCCCGCCCGAGCCCGCCUGGCCGCCGCCGUCGCCGCCGCGCCGCGCUUCGCCGCCCGCCCUGCGCCCCGUCGUCAACACGAGCAUGGCCCCCCGCCCGCCCAC
Plutella xylostella (diamondback moth) is the source of this 1517-nucleotide messenger RNA. It is a transcript of the gene heca, whose product is annotated as hdc homolog, cell cycle regulator. The record is from RefSeq and is a predicted model, not a curated record. Lineage: Eukaryota; Metazoa; Arthropoda; Insecta; Lepidoptera; Plutellidae.